AUAAACGUUUCUUGCAUUGUGUGUGUAAAAAUAAAAACAUUUACUUAAUUUUAAAAGAAGAAUUAAAGAAAAACCUGUAAAUAUUUAAAAAUAAUAAAUGGUUAAUGAUAGAAAGCGCCGUUCUCGAUCCCGCGAACGUCAUAUUGACAAAGAACGCGAUAGGGACCGUGAGCGUGUACGAGAUUCUCGCGGAGGCGGUGUAGACUAUGAUCGUCGCCCAGCCAGACGCACCCGUUCGCGGUCUAAAGAACGUACCGGUCGUGAUAGAUCUCCAGAGCGUCAACAAAAUCGCCAUCGUGAACGCAGUCGGGAAAGAUCUCGCUCCAAGGAGCGGCUCCGUGAUUCUGACUUAUCAAAAUACAAAGAUAAAAAACGUGAGGCCGAAGAUGUCAAGUUAAAGCUUGAACAAAAACUUAAGGCUGAAAAGGAUUUAAAAAUGGAAGAUGAGGAAAUGCUAGAAGAGAAUCGCAAGAGUAAAAAAUCAGAACCAUUGUCUUUGGAAGAGCUACUGGAAAAGAAGAAAAGGGAAGAGGAAGCCCGUGCCAAACCGGUGUUUUUGACUAAAGAACAAAGAGCUGUCGAAGCUUUAAAGCGGCGUCAAGAGGAAGUGGCCGCUAUGAGAGCAGCUCAAAGUGGUGUACGUGUGGGUAUAUCUGCAUCAAUAUCAGGUAUAGCUACAGCCUCUAGCAGUGGCAUUGACAAUAGCUUUAGUGUGUCAAAAAGGUCAGAACCAAAAGUUGAACGUAGGCCAGAGGGGCGUGAAAGAGAUGGCAGAGACCGAGACAGAGACCGUGAUUUUGAUCGUAGAGAUCGUGGCGGCGGCGGCGGUGGCGGUGGUGGUGAUGACAGAAAUCGAGCUGGCCCAGAUAGAGAUCGUGGGGGGCCUGCUGAUAGGGAAAGAGAAAGUAAGCGGGUGGACGACCUCUCGAACAAAGAUAAAGAGAAGGAAUUGGAAGCCAUAAGAGAACGUUAUUUGGGUAUAGUUAAGAAAAAACGAAGAGUUCGACGUUUAAAUGACCGGAAAUUUGUAUUUGACUGGGAUGCUGCCGAAGAUACUUCUGUGGACUAUAAUAAUCUCUAUAAAGAACGUCAUCAUGUGCAAUUCUUUGGUCGUGGCAAUGUAGCUGGUAUCGAUAUUAAGGAACAGAAACGAACUCAAAGUCAAUUUUAUGGCGACCUCCUCGAAAAGCGUCGUACAGAGGCAGAGAAAGAACAGGAAAAGGUACGCCUUAAGAAGGUGAAACGCAAGGAAGACAAACAAAAGUGGGAUGAUCGUCAUUGGUCGGAAAAAGAUAUGGAUGAAAUGACAGAACGUGAUUGGCGUAUAUUCCGCGAAGAUUACAAUAUCACCAUUAAGGGUGGUAAAAUACCCAAUCCAAUACGCAGUUGGAAAGAAUCCGGCUUUCCCAAAGAAAUUUUGGAUAUUAUCGAUGGGGUUGGCUACAAAGAACCCACACCCAUUCAAAGGCAAGCCAUACCUAUUGGUUUGCAAAAUCGUGACAUUAUCGGUGUGGCUGAAACAGGUUCGGGUAAGACCUUGGCCUUCCUUAUUCCAUUGCUGUCAUGGAUCCAGUCUUUGCCGAAAAUCGAACGCCUAGAAGAUGUUGAUCAAGGACCGUAUGCUAUAAUUAUGGCUCCUACCCGUGAAUUGGCCCAACAAAUUGAAGAAGAAACCAUUAAAUUUGGUCAGCCUUUAGGCAUACGUACCGUGGUUGUGGUAGGUGGUCUUUCGCGUGAGGAACAAGGUUUUCGCUUACGUAUGGGUUGUGAAAUUGUCAUUGCUACUCCGGGUCGUCUUAUUGAUGUUUUGGAAAAUCGUUAUUUGGUAUUAAAUCAGUGUACAUAUAUAGUCUUGGAUGAAGCAGAUCGUAUGAUUGACAUGGGCUUUGAACCAGAUGUGCAGAAAAUUUUGGAAUAUAUGCCUGUGACAAAUUUAAAACCAGACACUGAAGAGGCCGAAGAUGCCAGCAAACUAAUGGAAAACUUCUAUUCAAAAAAGAAAUACAGACAAACUGUGAUGUUUACAGCCACUAUGCCUCCCGCCGUUGAACGUCUGGCACGUUCUUAUUUGCGUCGACCUGCUACCGUUUACAUUGGUUCUAUUGGCAAACCUACAGAGCGUACCGAACAAAUUGUAUACAUGAUGGGUGAAAAUGAUAAACGCAAGAAACUUAUGGAAAUUCUAUCACGCGGCAUCGAACCCCCCGUUAUUAUUUUCGUCAACCAGAAAAAAGGGGCCGAUGUUUUGGCUAAAGGUCUGGAGAAACUGGGCUACAAUUCGUGUACCCUUCAUGGUGGCAAGGGACAAGAACAGCGUGAAUAUGCUUUGGCUUCUUUGAAAUCCGGAGCGAAGGAUAUGUUGGUGGCAACAGAUGUUGCUGGUAGAGGUAUCGAUAUUAAAGAUGUAUCAUUGGUCAUUAACUAUGACAUGGCUAAAACGAUUGAAGACUAUACACAUCGUAUUGGUCGUACGGGCAGAGCGGGUAAAACUGGUUGUGCCAUAUCGUUUGUUACCAAAGACGACAGUCAAUUGUUCUAUGACCUUAAACAGUGUGUCACGGCCAGUCCUGUAUCUGUAUGCCCGCCUGAACUUAUGAACCAUCCAGAUGCCCAGCAUAAGCCCGGUACUGUGGUUACGAAAAAACGUAGAGAGGAAAAGAUUUUUGCAUAAAAGUUUCUAAUUGAGUUUUGAAAUAACUAUACUACAUAUAUGUAAUCAUUUUAAAUGUAAUUGAAAAAAAAACAAAAAAAAGGUAAUAAAAAAGUAUAUUAUAACAAAAACUA
Molecule: messenger RNA, 2784 nt
Organism: Calliphora vicina (urban bluebottle blowfly)
Lineage: Eukaryota; Metazoa; Arthropoda; Insecta; Diptera; Calliphoridae
Product: probable ATP-dependent RNA helicase DDX23
Exons: 2
Coding region: 98-2671 (857 amino acids)
Biological process (GO): mRNA splicing, via spliceosome
Cellular component (GO): catalytic step 2 spliceosome
Molecular function (GO): RNA helicase activity; RNA binding; ATP binding
Source: RefSeq, a predicted model, not a curated record